GGUCCGCAACGGCUGCCCGCCUCCCCCACGACGCGAAACCUUCCCCGCGCCAACGAACGCUUCGCACCGCCACCCACACCCACCAGUCCACCUUCACGCACUUCGCCUUCUCCCCCAGCUCGUCUCCCCUUGCUCGGCGUCUGCCGCCUCGCAGCCCCGCCGAUUUAUACACACAACCCGCCAUGCGCUUCCCCACCACAGCGGCUUCACCCGCGCCGAACCCUAGUCCCACCGCCCCCAUGGCCGCAUCCAUGGCCGAGGACGCCGACCCGCCUCCCCCGCCCCCGCCGCCGCUGCCGCCUCCUCGCCGCCCGCACAAGCAGCUCCAGCCGCGGGGGUACCAGGUGGAGGUGUUCGCGGCGGCGCUGCGGGGCAACACCAUCGCGGUGCUCAACACCGGAUCGGGGAAGACCAUGGUCGCCGUCAUGCUCGCGCGAGAGCACGCGCGCCGCUCGCGCGCAGGGGAGGCGCCGCGCCGGAUCGUGGUGUUCCUCGCGCCCACCGUGCACCUCGUCCACCAGCAAUUCGAGGUGAUUCGGGAGUACACGGACCUCGACGCGGUGGAGUGCCAUGGGGCAUCGGGGGUCGGCGAGUGGAGCGCUGAGCAUUGGAAGGAGGAAAUUGGGAGUAAGGAGAUUGUUGUUAUGACGCCACAGAUAUUGUUGGACGCUCUGAGGCAUGCUUUUCUAACAAUGAGUGCGAUGAACUUGCUAAUAUUUGAUGAAUGUCAUCGUGCCUGUGGAAACCAUCCCUACUCACGAAUAAUGAAGGAAUUUUACAUUGGUUCUGAGUGGAGGCCAGCUGUAUUUGGAAUGACGGCAUCUCCAGUUGCUACAAAAGGAGCUUCUACAAUAGAAGAUUGUGAAGCACAGAUUGCUCAACUUGAACUAAUAUUGGAUGCCAAGGUAUAUUUCGUAGAAGGUAGGAAUGAACUUGAGAGCUUCGCCCCUGGUGCAACAAUUGUGAAUAAAUACUAUGAUGCUUACUUGAUUGAUUUUGAUGAUCUGGAAUCAAAGUUACAGAUCUUGUUCGAGGAGUUUGAUGCUUUGUUGGUUAGUCUACAAGAAUCAUCACCUAAUAAAUAUGAAGACACUGAUAGUAUAUUGGAGAUGUCAAGAAAGACCUUGUCCAGAUACCAUGGGAAGAUAUUGUACGGACUAAAUACUCUUGGUCCAAUUGUUACCUUGGAGGUGGUGAAAAUAUAUAACGAAAGCAUUAAGACAGUAGGUGAUUCCGAAGACUGCCUCUUUUCUAAAGCUAGCUUGAACUUACAGGUGUCCUAUUUUAAAGAAGCUUUAGGUUUGAUAGAGGAAAUUUUGCCACAGGGUUAUGAGGAUAUAAUGAAAUCAGAAUCUGGUUCUGCGGAACUAACUAAGAGGGGAUAUAUUUCUUCUAAAGUGGAGACACUGAUCAAUAUUUUCAAAUCAUUUGGCUCAUCAGAGGAAGUGCUUUGCCUGAUUUUUGUAGAAAGAAUUAUGACAGCCAAAGCUGUUGAAAGGUUUAUGAGAGGAAUUGUAAACAUCUCUCGUUUUUCAAUUUCUUACUUGACUGGAGGGAGUACAUCAAAAGAUGCUUUGAGCCCAGCAGUGCAGAGAUUUACUUUGGAUUUGUUCCGAUCUGGGAAGGUGAAUUUGCUUUUCACAACAGAUGUGACUGAAGAGGGCAUUGAUGUACCUAACUGUUCUUGUGUGAUACGCUUCGACCUACCCAGAACUGUUUGUAGCUAUGUCCAGUCUCGUGGGCGUGCCAGAAGAAGCAGUUCAACUUAUGUUCUUAUGAUUGAGAGGGGGAACUUGGUGCAGCAGGAACACAUAUUUCGUAUAAUACGAACUGAAUACUAUGUUAAAAACUUUGCACUGCAUAAACAGCCGAGUACUCCAUCAUAUGAUUUGCCUCUCCAAGUGAAUUACACAUACCAUGUCGACUCAACAGGAGCGACUAUCACGGCAGACUGCUGUGUCAAUCUAAUUUAUAAAUACUGUGAGAAGCUUCCUAAAGAUAGGUAUUACAUGCCAAAGCCUUCCUUUGAGGUGGGUCUCAAAGAUGGGUCAUAUCAAUGUACCUUGACAAUGCCUCCCAAUGCUGCUUUUCGAAGUAUAGUUGGUCCUUCAAGCAGUACAUGUAAUUUAGCCAAGCAGCUUGUAUCCCUGGAGGCAUGCAAGAAAUUACAUAAGCUGGGAGAACUCAGUGAUCAUCUAGUACCCUUGAUUGAAGAGCCUAUGAAUAUUGAUACAACUAUAAAAGAUAAAAAAUGUCUUUCUGGACCAGGAACAACUAAACGAAAGGAGCUUCAUGGAACAAUAAACGUUCAAGGUCUAUCAGGAAAUUGGAUCCAUGAAAGUGGAACUGUCACUCUGAAUCCUUAUAAAUUUGAUUUUCUCUGUGACCAAGAAGGUGAAAACUAUGCUGGGUUCGUUCUCUUAAUGGAAUCAGUACUUGACGAUGAUGUGGCACAUUCAGAAAUAGAUCUCUUCCUUAUCCCUAAUAAAAUAGUCUACACCACCAUAACUCCUUGUGGAAAAAUUCAACUAAACAAAGAGCAGCUGCAUAAAGGGAAGUUAUUUCAAGAAUUCUUCUUCAAUGGUAUAUUUGGUAGAUUAUUUCAUGGUUCCCGAACGAGUGGACUGCAAAGGGAAUUUCUUUUCAGAAAAGGCUAUGAAAUACAAUGGAGCUCGGACAACAUGUACUUACUUUUGCCUUUGAGGCAUUCCUCACAUAUCCGGCAUGAUCUAAACAUAAACUGGGAAGCCAUCGAAUCCUGCUCUGGAGCAGUUGAACAGUUGAGAAAUUUGUAUCUAGAAGAUGGAAAUCUUGAUUAUGGAAAGUUAAUUCCACAUAAAAGAAACAAGGGAGAAGACAUCAUUCAUCUGGCGAAUAAAUCUCUUCAUUUUUCCAGCGUCAAAGAUUCAGUCGUGCUAUCUCUUCAUACUGGGAGGAUAUAUUCUGUUCUUGACUUGAUUUUUGACACAACUGCAGACGACUCAUUUGAUGAGAUGUAUAAUGGGAAAGCUUCACCAUUUUCUUCAUUCGUGGACUACUACCAUCAAAAGUAUGGUAUUGUUAUUCAACAUCCAGGACAACCUUUGUUGCUGUUAAAGCAAAGCCACCAUGCACACAAUCUACUUUUUUCAAAAUUGAAGUACCAAGAUGGUUCUACUGGCAAUCCUCUGCUCGUGGGAAAAAAACAAAUUCAUGCCCGGGUCCCACCUGAACUACUCAUCCACAUUGAUGUCACAACCGAUGUUCUCAAAUCAUUUUAUUUACUCCCUUCUGUAAUGCAUCGGCUUCAGUCUCUCAUGCUAGCCAGCCAACUUCGCAGAGAUAUUGGUUACACUCAAUGCGUACCAAGUAGUCUGAUUUUGGAAGCUAUCACAACUUUAAGGUGCUGUGAGACAUUUUCUCUAGAGCGGUUAGAGUUAUUAGGAGACUCAGUACUGAAAUAUGUAAUAGGAUGUGACUUGUUCCUGAGAUAUCCAAUGAAACAUGAAGGUCAUCUUUCUGAUAUGAGAUCCAAGGCCGUAUGCAAUGCCACACUUCAUAAACAUGGAAUAUGGCGAUCCUUGCAGGGUUAUGUACGUGAUAGUGCAUUUGACACACGUCGUUGGGUCGCUCCUGGACAGAUAUCGUUGCGCCCUUUUCCUUGUAGAUGUGGAAUCGAGACUGCAUUUGUUCCUGUUGAUGGAAGAUAUAUCAGAGACGAUCCAUCUUUUGUUGUAGGAAAACCAUGUGACAGAGGUCACAGAUGGAUGUGCUCAAAAACAGUACCUGAUUGUGUUGAAGCACUAGUUGGAGCAUAUUAUAUUGGUGGUGGCAUUGCUGGUGCACUUUGGGUUAUGCGGUGGUUUGGUAUUGAUAUCAGAUGUGAUAUGCAAUUAGUGCAGGAAGUGAAAUCUAAUGCAUAUCAUCUGUGCUAUCUAUCAAAAUUAAAUGAUAUUGAGGAACUGGAGGCAAAACUGAAGUACAGCUUCUCAGUGAAGAGCCUCCUGCUUGAAGCCAUAACUCAUCCAUCUCUGCAAGAAUUAGGGGUCGACUACUGUUACCAGCGGCUGGAAUUUCUUGGUGAUUCUGUCCUGGAUUUACUAAUCACACGGCAUCUCUAUGUUACCCACACUGAUAUUGAUCCUGGAGAAUUAACAGACUUACGUUCUGCUUUGGUUAGUAAUGACAAUUUUGCACAAGCAGUUGUAAGAAACAACAUUCAUAAUCAUCUACAGCAUGGAUCUGGAAUACUUUUGGAGCAAAUAACAGAAUAUGUUAAGUCCAAUUUGGAGUGCCAUGGGAAAGAGAAUGAAUUCCUCCAACAUGCUACAUGCAAAGUACCCAAGGUUCUUGGAGACAUUAUGGAAAGUAUUACCGGUGCAAUAUUUAUAGACACAAAUUUUAAUGUUGAUCUGGUUUGGAAGAUUGUUGAACCGUUGCUCUCUCCGAUGAUUACCCCUGAUAAGCUUGCGUUGCCACCUUACCGUGAGUUGCUGGAGUUAUGUAGUCACCUUGGUUGCUUCAUAAAUUCAAAAUGUACUGGUGAAGGAGAAGAAUUAAUUAUAGAGAUGACGGUGCAAUUACGAGAUGAACUGCUGAUAGCCCAAGGACAUGACAGAAAAAAGAAGAGUGCAAAGGCAAAGGCAGCAGCCCAUAUUUUGGCCGAUCUGAAGAAACGGGGUCUUUCAAUUAAACAAUGUUUCUCUAAGGCUAAGCAGUUGGAUAUUGUUUCAGAACUGCAAUUUCAAUUGACAAGCUUGGAACCCCAAAUUGAUUAUCCUGAUGUGAAUGGCAGUCAUAGCCUAGAAGCUCUUUCCUCGGUGAGAGAAGCAGUUGUUCUUCCUCUCAAAAUGGAUAAAGGUGGACCCCGGACUGCUCUUUUUAGGCUAUGCAAGAGUUUGCAGUGGCCAAUGCCGGAAUUUGAAUUUGUGGAACAAAGGUUUAGGACUCCUAUUUCUCUUGAUGGCGUUACAACUACAAACUUUAAUAGCUUUGUUUCAACCAUCACCCUGCACAUACCUGAUGUGACAGUCAUUACACUUCAAGGUGAGCGACGAACCGACAAAAAGAGCUCUCAAGAUUCAGCAUCGUUGAUAAUGCUUCAGAAACUUCAAGAACUCAAGGUCUGCAUAUGCAAGACGUAGCGAAGCAAAAUGGAUCGAUAUUCCCCAAAAAGCAACAUGGAUCAAUAUGCCAGUUAAGUUAAUGGAUGCCUCCCUCCCAAAGUGAAUUGUGCUGAAAAUGUGUCUGAAAUACUCGAUAUGCAUAGACUGACUGUAGUAUGUGUUAUUUAGUACUAGGUGGUAUAGUGGUAUGGUACUUUACCGUUCAUUUCCUUAACAAGAAUACCUGGCCACUUGGGUUCUCCAGAAUCUAGUUCCUACUCCACAAUACUACUGUAUAAACAAGCUAGAGCUGUACGUUUCUGCCUUCUCAAAGUUUACAAUCUAUAGUUUUACUUGAUGGAUAAAGCAAAA
This is a messenger RNA of Phragmites australis (common reed), 5456 nucleotides long. RefSeq names its product endoribonuclease Dicer homolog 3b-like. Gene Ontology annotation, cellular component: cytoplasm; nucleus. The record is from RefSeq and is a predicted model, not a curated record. Gene Ontology annotation, molecular function: protein binding; ATP binding; ribonuclease III activity. Gene Ontology annotation, biological process: siRNA processing. Lineage: Eukaryota; Viridiplantae; Streptophyta; Magnoliopsida; Poales; Poaceae.